This is a messenger RNA of Plasmodium fragile, 1893 nucleotides long. RefSeq lists its product as uncharacterized. The record is from RefSeq and is a predicted model, not a curated record. The coding region runs from base 1 to 1893 and encodes 630 amino acids. Lineage: Eukaryota; Apicomplexa; Aconoidasida; Haemosporida; Plasmodiidae. The transcript has 18 exons.
AUGAAGGGGUACUAUGAUUCGUUUAGUAAACAAAAUUCCGACGAUGAAAAAUGGAAGCAUAAAACGAAUAGGGAGAAAAAUAAAAUGAUGAUGAAAUAUAUGAGCACCAUCGAGGAAGGCAUGAAGGAGGAAGAAGUUAAUUCUUUAAAUGAAAUAAAAUCAGAUGAGGACAUUUCUAAUGGGGGUGGGGAUGAAAUAGAAGACGCAAGUUAUGUAGACAGUGAGGACCACAUCAUUUUAACAGACGAAGAUGUGCUCAUUUCGGGCGACACAGGAGGCGAUGCCUCCAACAAUGAGUCCCCAUGCGAUAAGGAUGACGAUUAUUUGGUGGAGGACACUGGCGCGGGGAGUGCAGCCAGGAAUCACCUUAGCUCAGGCCCCGUUUAUCUGAGCGGUGUAGAGACGAGAGAAAAGGAGGAAGAAGAAGAAAACGAAGAACAGCAAAAUGCACUACCUCAUGGCGGUACUGAUAAAAAUGCUAACCACUCGAGUGAAGAUGACCGGGAUGUACUCCACGCGGAAGGGGUUGGGCACGAACCGGGGAAAAGCGCUGAUGGUAACAAAGAGGGGGAGAGAAAGACAACUGCGGGUACAAAGCUCAACCUAGACGGAGACAACCCACAAAAGUCAGGUGAAGAGGGUGACGAGGACCCCGUCGACACAAAGGACAAUGUUACUAACAUAGAACAAAUGCACAUGAACGAAAAGAAAAAUGCCCUCUUCGAUAUGGAAAUUAAGGAUAUAAACGACUGGAAGUCAAAAUAUAGACACUUGACAUCAUCCUUCCGUAAAUUGGAGAAGGAAAUGAAUAAAACAAUCAACAGUGAACACAUGGAUCAAAUAACGAGACGAAGCAUUAAGCAGCACAAGGACUUCCUAGACAACGAGUAUAAGGAGUGGCUAUCCGAUUUGCAAAAGACCGUUUCGGAGUUCAAAAAAAAUAUUGGGGCUCACGUUUCCGAGCUAAACGAAAAGGAGUACCUAAUUCUGUCCAAAAAUAUCUUCGAAGAUUUCCGGGAGAAAUACUUGGAAGAGAACCAGCUAAACGUCGUCCUCUAUUUGGCUGUGACCAAGCACGAUAUACCAGUUGAUGAGGAUGUUGGGAAGUACCUCCAGGGGUGUUACGAAUCGGUGAACACGGACAACACGCUGCACAGGAACAUACAGAAGCUGCUGGAAGUGAAUGCGCACAUUAGAGACAUAGGCGGCAGAACGGGCACCUGGGAUGAAGACGAACACAACUACUUUAUGAAGGUGUACGAAAGCAAUGCAAAUUUGGGAGAUGAGGUUGUUUUGGGCAUUCUGAAAGGCUGCAUGAAUAAAUCGGAGGAAGAAUUUAUUGAACACGUGUCUUGGUACAAGCAGUUCAUCUCGCACAAUAAUUUAAAGAACAGGUGCCUGAACAGCAUCAGCAUCGUUAAUGUGAAUGAACAGCGCAAAAACGACUCCAAGGUUGAGGAGAAAAAGUACAUGAUACAAAAAUGGAGGGAGAAAAAACAGCAAGAGUCGGCGAUCAAGAUGAAGGAACUGCAGGACAUGAAAAAGGAGGAAAUGAAAAUAAACAAAAUAAUUCGCGAGAACAUCAAAAAGAAAAAGCAGAUGAUACAGGAGCAGCUGAACAGCAAAAAGGAGGAAAUAAAGAAAAACAAAAUGGAAAAGCAGCAGAGGAGCGUCCUGUCUGAGGAAUCAUUGCAGAGGAUUAAUGAACGGAAUGAACGCAUUUUACAAAAGAAGGUUCAGUCAAAUUUAACCCUUAACGAAGAGACCAACGAGCGGGAAAAGAAAACAACCAAACAGAAAUAUAUGCACAUCCAGAGCAAGCUACUGAGCAACACAGAUAACCUGUUGAGGAGAAUUGAGUCCAGCGUAGAAACCAUAAGGAACAUUUUGUAG